UGUGGCUCGUGACGUAGGUGUUGUGCUCGAAGGAAACUGGACAAAGGGCCGAGGCGGCGUGGCCCUAGCCUGUCAGUUCCUACUCUCCUAGCUUGCUAGGGAAAAGGCGAGUAUUUGCCCUAGGAUGAUCUGAAUUUUACCUGAUAGUGAGCAACUGACCACUCCUUCGCCAAUGAAGUAUAUCCUGGUCACUGGUGGGGUCAUUUCAGGUAUUGGCAAAGGGAUCAUCGCCAGCAGCAUUGGGACAAUUCUUAAAUCAUGUGGACUUCGUGUUACUGCCAUCAAAAUUGACCCCUAUAUCAAUAUUGAUGCCGGGACCUUUUCUCCUUAUGAACAUGUACAGGGGAACGAAUCCAGGGCCUCCUGCAUGCUAGGUGAAGUGUUUGUCUUAAAUGAUGGUGGAGAAGUUGAUCUAGACCUUGGAAAUUAUGAAAGGUUCUUGGAUAUUAAUCUUUAUAAAGACAACAACAUUACCACUGGAAAAAUAUAUCAGCAUGUGAUCAAUAAGGAGAGGCGUGGCGAUUACCUGGGGAAAACAGUUCAAGUUGUUCCCCACAUUACUGAUGCUAUCCAGGAGUGGGUUAUGAAUCAAGCCAAGGUGCCUGUAGACAAUAAUAUGAAAGAACCCCAAAUAUGCGUGAUUGAGCUGGGAGGUACCAUUGGGGACAUUGAAGGAAUGCCAUUUGUAGAAGCAUUCAGACAAUUCCAGUUUAAAGCUAAAAGAGAGAAUUUCUACAAUAUUCAUGUCAGCCUUGUCCCACAGCCCAGUGCUACCGGAGAACAAAAAACCAAACCCACCCAAAACAGUGUCCGAGCCCUGAGGGGGUUAGGCCUGUCUCCAGACCUGAUUGUCUGCCGAAGUUCAACACCCAUCGAGAUGGCCGUGAAGGAGAAGAUUUCUAUGUUUUGUCACGUGAACCCUGAACAGGUCAUCUGUAUCCAUGAUGUUUCUUCUACCUACCGAGUGCCCUUGCUUUUGGAAGAACAAGGCAUUGUGAAAUAUUUCAAAGAGAAAUUGGAUCUGCCCAUUUGUGAUUCUUCAGACAAUUUGCUUUUCAAGUGGAGAAAUAUGGCUGACAGGUAUGAAAGGUUACAGAAAAUAUGCUCUAUUGCCCUAGUGGGCAAAUAUACCAAGCUCAGGGACUGCUAUGCCUCUGUGUUCAAAGCCUUGGAGCACUCUGCCUUGGCCAUCAACCACAAACUGAAUCUGAUGUACAUAGAUUCCAUCGAUUUGGAGCAGAUCACCAAAGUUGAGGAUCCUGUGAAAUUCCAUGAGGCUUGGCAGAAGCUAUGCAAGGCGGAUGGUAUUCUUGUGCCCGGAGGAUUUGGAAUCAGAGGAACACUGGGAAAACUUCAGGCAAUUUCUUGGGCGAGGACAAAGAAGAUCCCAUUUCUAGGCGUUUGCCUUGGCAUGCAGCUAGCAGUAAUUGAGUUUGCAAGAAACUGCCUUAACUUGAAAGAUGCUAAUUCCACAGAAUUUGAACCAAAUGCCCCCACUCCUUUGGUGAUCGAUAUGCCUGAACACAAUCCUGGCAAUUUGGGAGGAACAAUGAGGCUGGGACUAAGAAGAACUGUUUUCAAAACUGAAAAUUCAAUACUGAGGAAACUUUAUGGUGAUGUUCCUUUUAUAGAAGAAAGACACAGACAUCGGUAUGAGGUGAAUCCUAAUCUCAUUGACCAUUUUGAGCAGAAAGACCUCUGUUUUGUAGGUCAGGAUGUUGAUGGGAAGAGGAUGGAAAUCAUUGAACUGGCAAAUCAUCCAUAUUUUGUUGGUGUCCAAUUCCAUCCUGAAUUUUCUUCUAGGCCUAUGAAGCCUUCACCUCCAUAUUUGGGAUUGUUACUUGCAGCCACUGGGAACCUGAAUGCCUACCUGCAGCAGAUGUGUAAACUGUCUUGCAGUGAUGGAUGCAAUGAUUCCAGUGAUGAUAGCUUUUUAGAGGCAAAGAUGUCUGAUCUGAAUCUAACAACUGACUUGGAAUAACAGGCUCUUCUGAGAAGCCACUGAAGCUACUGUAAUCAACAUGAAGGAAUUACCUGAAGCAAUCACCACACUUGUAAAGACUUCCUCCAAUGUGUACCAAACGGACUGGAAAGACUCAAAGGGAGUCUGCUGAUGUUCUUAUGAACCAGAGCCAGAGGAGUAAUUUUCAUUUACUCCAGAGGCCACCUUUGAUAUUCAUACAUUUGUAGUUAAUUAAACUUUGCCCAA
Messenger RNA from Perognathus longimembris pacificus (Pacific pocket mouse), 2209 nucleotides. It is a transcript of the gene Ctps2, whose product is annotated as CTP synthase 2. Gene Ontology annotation, biological process: CTP biosynthetic process; pyrimidine nucleobase biosynthetic process. NCBI's taxonomy places the organism in Eukaryota, Metazoa, Chordata, Mammalia, Rodentia, Heteromyidae. The record is from RefSeq and is a predicted model, not a curated record. Gene Ontology annotation, cellular component: cytoplasm; cytoophidium. Gene Ontology annotation, molecular function: CTP synthase activity; identical protein binding.